Vicia faba (fava bean) is the source of this 435-nucleotide messenger RNA. NCBI's taxonomy places the organism in Eukaryota, Viridiplantae, Streptophyta, Magnoliopsida, Fabales, Fabaceae. The record is from the annotation of a GenBank genome assembly.
AUGAAUCCAUUGGAUCAAUUUCAAGCUACAAAGAACGCAUAUUACAAAGAUGCCAAAGAGAUCAAUUUCACCAAAUUCAAGGUUUACACAAGAGUUUGUUCUUAUUCUAUGAGAUUUCCUAAGUCUAGACAAUGCACUGGCUUUGAUUUCUGCUCCAUCCUCAAAAAGGGUAAUGAGUUAGUGGAAACCCACUACUUAGAGACUCUUCAUCAAGAACUAAAGAAGCAACUACCAAGCAAUCAUGCUCAAAUUGUACAGUUAUUUAGACUUACUGUGGUGGUUAUGAAGUGCAAGGCUGUUGAAUUUGCUCGGAAGCUUUCAAGCAAACUCUUUUUUCGACAUGUUCUUGAUGACAAUCUAUUGACGAUAAUCAUGUGUUAUCAUUUUUUGAAUGAUGAUCCAAUUGGGGGUGUCACAAUGUCACAACAUUCCUAG